This is a messenger RNA of Stegodyphus dumicola, 5420 nucleotides long. Its product is annotated as adipokinetic hormone/corazonin-related peptide receptor variant I-like. Gene Ontology annotation, molecular function: peptide binding; vasopressin receptor activity. Lineage: Eukaryota; Metazoa; Arthropoda; Arachnida; Araneae; Eresidae. Gene Ontology annotation, cellular component: plasma membrane. Gene Ontology annotation, biological process: G protein-coupled receptor signaling pathway; cellular response to hormone stimulus. The record is from RefSeq and is a predicted model, not a curated record.
GCUAAUUUUAUGCAAAACGUUUGCUUUUAUAAAAUUUUAGAAGAGGUUAAAUUGUUUUCAAAAUAAACAGUGCACUAUUAAAUAAAUGGAUAUAAAUCAUUUCAGCCCCUUUGCAUCUGUUUGAGUUCUCAUUCUAUAUAUAUGAGUAAGAUUCUAUUUGAAAUGGAAGAAACAAAGAAAGACCCUUUGAUGCUUGAAAUUGGCAUGGACAAUGAAACUUUGAACUUGAAUGUUACUAACAGCAGCAAUCUGGAUCUUUCGACUGCAUUUCCAGAUAUUCCAUACUAUCUAACCUUCAAUGAAGACUCGAUUCGCGAAGUGAUUUUGUACAGUCUAAUGCUUGUGUUGGCUGCUGCAGGUAACAUCCCUGUUUUCGUGACUCUCAUACGGAACAGGCAUCGAAAGUCACGUGUGAAUCUGAUGAUCAUGCAUUUGGCUAUUGCUGAUUUAAUUGUAACCUUCGUCAUGAUCCCACUGGAGAUUGCAUGGCGGAUCACUGUUGCUUGGAUAGCUGGAAAUGCAGUGUGUAAAAUCAUGCUAUACAUGCGAGCUUUCGGACCUUAUCUCUCAUCAAUGGUACUCGUUUGCAUUAGCCUGGACCGGUACUUUGCCAUCCUGCAUCCACUCAAAGUUAACGAUUCUCAACGUCGGGGAAAGAUAAUGAUCGCUCUGGCCUGGCUAAUCAGCUGCCUCUGCAGCAUCCCUCAGAGUGUCAUUUUUCACGUAGAGAGCCAUCCGGAUUACCCACAGUUUCUCCAAUGUGUCAGCUUCAAUUUCUUCCCCACCGUCUACCACAAAAUGGCGUAUAAUAUCUUCUGCCUACUGGCUCUUUACGGGGUGCCUUUGCUCAUUAUCAUAGUCUGCUACUCUAGAAUACUUUGGGAAAUUUCCAGAAGAUCCAGAGACUCUGAUGUAUCUCUUCUUUUAGGUGACCUGUCGCAAGAACCUCGUUACAGACGACGACUUUAUCUCAGGCGUUCCGACAUAGCCCAUAUCGAGAGAGCCCGUGCUAGAACUCUUCGAAUGACGAUCAUCAUUGUGCUGACUUUCUUUUGGUGCUGGACGCCUUACGUGGUCAUGGUCCUGUGGUACCUCUUCGAUCCUGUCUCUGCCGAUAAAGUAGAUUCUCGCAUCCAGUCCUCCUUGUUCAUGUUCGCCGUGUCCAAUUCCUGCGUCAAUCCUCUCGUCUAUGGAAGUUACGUCCUCAACUUUAAGCAGGUGUUUAAAAGAGCCUUCUGCAGGAGACAAGGUUCGCAAACAGGAUCCGUAAACCACACGCAAAUUACCACACCUGCUAAACGUGCGCCAGCAUGUGAACCUGUUCAGAGAGCUAUUUCUGUGCAUAUGAAUUUAAAUGGAGUCGGCACUUACCCAACGCUGGUGAAAGAGCAAGAUGUGCAUUUCACGUCAAAUUUGCAGAGAUGUCAUUUUAGUAGUAGUUGCGGAAAGUUAGUGAGUGAAAGACGUGCAUGUAUUUCGAAGAAUAAAACUCAAACUAGUGUUCAUAGCUUGGAUCAUUAAACAAAGGAGUAAUGUCGACGAUAUGAUUGCAAGAUGGCAUAACCAUUUUUCCAUAAACAAGAUAAAGUGACGUAAGUAGAAAAAGUAGAUUUUCCGGGGAUUGCAAACUCAAUAAGCAUGGAUUAAGCAACUGCUCAAUAAGCAAUCGCUUUAAAAUUUUAAAUUGUUUGCUCACAUACUUACCAAUUUACUUAGUAUUUCCUUUUACAUUUUGCAUUAUUAUUGUUAUCAUUAUUAAUAAUAUCUAAGUGCGCAAUAUGAGCGAAUGCGUAAUGUUUAAAACUGAAUUAGGGUUCAUACUUCUAAUGAAAUAUCUUUAUGUAAUAAGAAUCAUCAAAAGAUGAAAUACUAAUUAGAUUACUUUCAUUCAAAUGUAAUUAUCAAGAUUUGAUGAAGAGUGUGUUUCCAUAUUUAUUAUUUCUACUUAAAUUUGAAAAUAAGAAGGCUUAAAUAAAUAAAGAGUAUGAAGGAAUUGGUUUACUCGAAGUAUUAUUCAAACUAAAAUUGGAGAAGUUUCUGCUGAAACCAAAUGUUAUAUAUAAAUUUUGCAGUAAAGUGUCAGUUCUUAUAUGCAAGUCGUACUAGUAUUGUACCAGCAAUCGUUUUGUCAAAGAACUCUUUUCUUGAGCGAAGGAGGAAGGUGGGACUUUACGAAUUUCGUCUUGCUUCUGGUAACUUGCAGAUAUUGCAGUUGGUAUUGCACUUGUUAUUGCAGUUUAGUGACCACUGUACGAGAUGUUGACAAAUGUAAUUAUAUCUAUAGCAAAAUAUAUUCAUUCGUCAUUCCAAACUCCUUUACGGCAACCUUUCAUAAUAUCGCAUGAUACGAUUUAUAAAUAGCACAGACGUUUUUAUCUAGAAAUAUAUGUUUAAAUAUUUCUUCAGAAUCAAAAAUAACACUUUUGCUUAUGCCACUUAUCUUGUAUUGUUCAGAUAUUUGUAUUGUGAGCUUUAUCAACUCUUCCGAUCUUUCAUUACCAUACUUGCAUGCAUUAUUAAUGUACUGACCAAAAGUUUCUGAAAUGAUGUAUUCAAAGUUAAUAACAGACUUUAAGUCCCAAUGAUAACCAUCAUCCUUAAAGUAACCACGCUCAGUUCCUCACAUAUACAGCAGUCUAUCAACUGCUUUUCCCGAACUGAACGUUUGUUUUAAGUCAUUUUAGAAGGACUUUGGAGGUUUAAUUAAGUUCGUUGUUGAAUAUCCUGAAUUGUGUGCAAAUGAUGAAACUAACAGAAGAUUAAAUCGGAGAUGAUGGAAGAUGAGGAGCUUGCUGUUGUUUGCCAGAAAAUGCACAUGUCUCAUAGCCUUGUGUGAUGGAAUGCAAUCUGAGUAAAGAAGGUAAUUAAUAGAAUUCUACAGCUUGGACUGCAGACUCAUCAUUUGUAAUGUAACCGACACAAAACAUUGUGACAGAUAGCUGAAAACGCAGUGAAGCCAGCAUGUAUGUAUUCGCAGUGCAUAUUUCCGUCAAUAUCAGUAAACAAAGUGAAUAUGCUCAUCUCUUGGCUUUCUAGUUAAUUGUCUAUAUUUACUCAAAUAUUCACAGACUUCACUGCAUCACUGGAAUUUUAACCGUUAACGUUUUGUCUUGUUUAAUACAACAUUUCAUGCUCAUUUAAUACAAAAUUUCAUCCAAACGCUUUACUCUAAUAUCAGUUUCUGCCAUAUAAAACAUAAGAAAUGCAAAUUCAACUCAAUGCGAAAAAUUGUUAUACUUUAUACCCCUUUCAACGUAAUAGGAGCCUAUUUCGAGAAAUGACUUACAAGAUAUGUGAAUACAGCAACAUGAUGCACCAAAAGGUAGACAAAGAUGUAUCCUUCAUUGUCAGUACACUGCGGGAUUAAAAUGUAUUAUUUUAACAGUUUUAAACUCUGUUUGUACUGCAAGAAUGAUUACAUACUCAAGGUAAUAAAUCACAUAAUUUAUACAUGUUUUAUCUAAAUAAAAUACAAACGGUAUCCAUAAAAUUCUUCUCGUAGCCUUUAUUUUCACAGCCGUUAUUUCACAUUAAUGAACAUAGCAUACAGUUAUAAAAUAUAUUUAAGUACUUUGAAUUAUUUCAAAUAUUUUGCUUUGACAUUUUUAUAUUAAAAAACUGAAUUAUGGAAAAAUAUAGAAAUCUUUUAUAAGAUUUAUAAUCUCUGUUAAGGUUAAGCAGCGCUCUUCGGUUUCCUCUGGUUAGGUAUAUUUAUUAAAGAUUUAUAUGGAUUCUGAAAAGUAAAGUACAAAACGCUUGACUUUCACUGGAUGAAACAGCUGUGAUAUUUAAGUUUAAUUUUUUAUUUUAUUCCUUCUGAAAUUUCAAGGGAGGUACCCAAGUUGAAAUGAGAAACUUAUAAAUUGUAAUAAACUAAAAGUUAAAUAUAAGUUUAAAUCAUGAGGUUAAUUAUGUUAAUAGAUUAAAAUAUGAACACCGAUUUAAACUGAUUGUCUUUAAUACUUUUAAAUAAAUUUUAUUUUAAAAAAGAGAUCUUAUUUACAUGACCUUAUACAAUUUGCACUCUACAACAGCCUUGACAUAACCAUCUUAUAAUAUUAUAAAUUUAAAAUGAAAAAUAGUUUUAAUCCAACGCGCUUUUUGUAUGACUAUUAGAUGAUUGUUAUAGACUAUUAGAUGAUAAUCCCAAGAUAAUAAAAGUGACGUGAAUAGUAUUGAUAUAUAUUUAUCAUUUUAAACUUGUAAACUACUUCUAUGAAACUGCUUUCAGUAUAUCAGGUAUAACAAAAUUAUAUAUUAAAGAAUUUCAUACAUUAGUAAAUCAAAAAAUAAUAUCUCUUAAUGACAUUAAAUUAUUAAACAAAAACCAAUUUAUUCUAAAACGUUUUGUAGAACCCCUCAAUCAGAGCAGCAAGUUUCAUUUAUUGGGACUGUAUAAUUUCUAAAAAUUUCAAAUAUUCUAAUAAAAUAGAUUAGUUAUAUUUAUUGUAAAUGAUCAAUAUCUUUUGCGUGUUUUAUUUCUUUGAAUGAGUAUGGUCUUUUGACCUUUUAAUAAAUAUAACUAUAGGAACUGUGGGACCCGUGUAAAAAUCAGAUAUUAGAGAUUUUACAAAAUAUUUUUUUUUUGUUUUUUUGUUUAAAAAUGCCAAAACAUAAACAUUUAAAAUAAACGUUGAACACGAUCAUGUAAAAUAUAAAAGUAGGUAUUUAAAAGGCAAACUUAAUUUUGGCGUAGAUUGUAAAAAAAAAAAAGCAGUAUCGAUUACAAGCGCAGAUCUGUGUCUGACUUCAAAAUCCUUCAAAAGCGAAAUGUUUUUUUAAGAAACAGACAUGUAUUUUGUGAAAAUUAGCCUGUGCAUUUCCCUGAACCGGAAAGAAGAAAACAAAUGUUGAAUCAAUUUAGAUCGAAUGUGCGGCAACAAAAAUCAACAAAAAGAGAACAGAAACACCACGAAACUAAACCUAAACAGAAGGAAGUGCAGAAAACUUUUAUCUGAUCGCUCUCCAACCCGAUAGAGGUUUAUUUAAAAUCUAUUACAAUUUAAGAUUGCUUUUUUUGCCUAGGUUUAAAGUUCAAUAUUUGCCUUAGAUAUAGCAUUUGGUAAUUGGACAUCUAUAUUUUGACAACGGAUGCGGAACUAAAGGCCUCAUAAGGACUGUUGUAUACACACUGCAUGUUCGUAAUCCUGUUACGAAAGAAAUUCGGUGCUCUUUUUUAAUUGUAAGAUGUAUCCUUUUUAUAAAUGUGUUUAUGCGAAUUAUGUGAAAUGUAUUUUUAUUAAUACAAAUACGUAUUUCUUCCUUAUAGUGUUUUUCGUAUCUAUGUCUUUCAAAUUAUGUUACGUGAAAAUUAAUAUUCAUGUUUAUCAUCGUCAUUAUUAUGUAACUCUACCUGUUAAAUAUUGAAAAAUGGCUGUUUUAUGUAUUAAUUCCCAAAUAAUACUUCGUUAAAAAUGUUA